GUUUAUCUUUUUAAGUAAAUCAAAUUGGCUAGUAAAAUAAUGCAAACUUUUCAAAAUUUAAAACUGUUCAACUUCAUUUUCACCGUUAUUUCUAAAUUUUGCACGACAAAUACUUUCUUUUAUGAAGAUAGGCAGAAAUAUGUCUACAACGAACAAAGAGUAAAAGUUUUUGACUUUAUGGAAGAUAUUCUAAUACAAAUCACGGAUACUAACAUUUUUUUUUUUGAAAACUAUUACCCACAAAGAUCCCAUUUAGAAACUCGCAAGUCUCUUGAGGAAAAAGUUGUGGAGAAAAGCAAUGAUAUAAAAUCAAAAGCUGCUAUCAAACCGAAAUCAUAACGGACUAGGUACCCACAAUGAUUAUAUAACGAGAAGACAAGAGAGGUGUUUAUAGAUUGAAUGCUAGAAUAGGGUCGAAAAAAAAGAGGAAGAAUAGUUCGAAUUGCAAAGAGUUUGGCAUUGACGAUGGUGGGAUCGUUACCAAAAACAAAACAAAACAAAAGAAGUGCCAUAUAAACUCUCAUAAAAGCACACUGGUCAUAAAAACUCCUUCACAUUUGAACACG
Messenger RNA from Cokeromyces recurvatus, 566 nucleotides. RefSeq lists its product as uncharacterized. The coding region runs from base 40 to 339 and encodes 99 amino acids. Lineage: Eukaryota; Fungi; Mucoromycota; Mucoromycetes; Mucorales; Mucoraceae. The record is from RefSeq and is a predicted model, not a curated record. The transcript has a single exon.